AUCUUAAUAUAGAUAUAAUAUGGCGGGAUUGCAAGAAACAGAAAAAAUGGUUCAGUCUAUGAACGCUCAAUUUGUAACAUAUUUAGAGAAACAUCGCAUAUACGAAUUAUUUUACGAAAUCGCCACUCAGCUAGUAAUUCAAAAGCCCGACGACCAUCUUGUAUUUAUGAAGCAAUAUCUUCAACUCGCCGCAAAAAGACUGGAUGUUCCAAAAAUUAUUCUUAUAGCGCCUCCAAAUUUUGAUCGAUUGACUUUAGCAAAAGUUCUUCAGGAGGAACUAGGCGUCUGUCCUUUAACUUUGAAAGACCUCCGCAACGCAUGUUGUCAGGAGGAAAACGUUUGCCACUGCGAGGAAUCGGAAGAUCUCGCAUUGGAAAUGAAAAAGAUUUUGGAGGACGGAAGUUUACACGAAUGCGGAUGGUUGCUCGUAGAUUUACCAAGAACAAAAAACGAAGCGAAAAUAUUUCUACGUGUCGGUGUAAUACCAACUCACGUGAUACAGCUUAUAGUUUCGGAUGAAUUUAAUAAAAAUGAAAACUGGAAACAUUUUUGCAUGGAUGCCUCUUGCCAACAAGCUUUUACGUCAACGAAUGCUUCGAAGAAUUCGAAGAACCGUCGUUAUUUGAAGCAUUUACGGGGAUUGCGAGAAGUAUAUGGAAAUUCUUUAAUUGAGGUCGAGGUUGGUAUCAGAACCAUCGAUGAACUUGGAAAGGAUUGCGCAAAAUUGGCAAAGACGAAGAAACAUUCUGGAGCACCGUCACUCUUUCGCAUCGUGCUCAUUGGAUCAAGAGGAUCCGGUUGUACUACAUUAGCAAAAUACUUGGCUGAAAGAUUCAACCUCGUUCAUAUCGACUAUGAUUAUAUCUCCGAACAAGCACGUCUGCAAAAGAAUCCUCUGGGAGAAAUGCUUCGAUUGUUCGAAUACAAAUGGGGACAGAGACCCAAACCCGAGAUUAGAAUACAGAUCGUCGAAAAACAUAUUGCCGAAUACGAGUGUUUGAAAAGAGGGUGGGUUUUGACUGGAUACCCAAAGACCGUGGAAGACUUUAAACUAUUGGAUUUAAAUUCUACCCCUCCAAAUAGAGUAAUAUUUAUUGAGGUGAACAGUGACAUCUGUAGAGAAAGACUGCUCAAUCGUCGGUACAAUGUUUUCACUGGAAGCAAGCACAACUUAUCCAAUGAGGAUCAUGUUGGUAUGGAUGACUGUAAAUUAGGUAUCCAUCCUAAAGAUUACAGACUAAUCAUUGAACGAGAUCUUCAAGAGUAUGAAGAACAUGUAAUCGAUAUGAUGCAGUAUGCAGGUGAAUCUGCUGUAAAGAUUAAUGGGAACGGGGAUGAAAAAACGACCCGUGAAAAAGUAGAAUCAUGUCUAAUGCGUCCAGCACCACCCUGCGCAUCAAGAAUACCAAGACCUCCGCCUGAAAUCGAUCCAAUGGAUAUUGAAUUUGAACUAGACGAUGAUCUCGACUCCGGCUUGUUGAAUGAUGUGCAUGUACCUGAACCUGCAUACACCUUUGUUUAACACCUUAAUUGCUAUAGCAAAAGUGGGCAUAUGUAUAGUCGUGUUAAGGUUCACCCUCUACGAGGGUGGAAAAGGAGAUGCCCCUAACGUGUCCUGUUAUCCUGGCACACGAGGCAUCUCGUUUUCGCAACGUCACAACCCAGACGAUCCUUCAACACGUACAAUAUUCAAUCAUUAUCCUGUACAUGGAAUGCUCCUUCGUGGGAAUAAAUUUCAGUGAAAAAGUUCAAUUUAUAUUUUCAAUUAUUUAAGUUAACUAUACAUUAACUGAAACGUGUACUAUGAUUACUAUUUCACGGUAAAAGGUAAUAGUGUAUUGUUACAGAGAAGAGAAAAUUGAGUUAAAGAUGUAUGCCUAUAUUAACAAGGAUAAUUGCCUCAAACGCGAAGCAUAUUUCCGGAUCAAGGUGGUAUAGAAUGGGACAGGUUGCGCGUAGCUGCAGAAUGGGAACGUGACUUGCUAGGUAGGAUAUGAUCCUGUCUACUUUGCCCUACGGUUGACAAGAUUUUUACUUUUUUGAAGAGGUGAUUGUCAAGUUGCAAUUGGCGUCGAUUGUAUCAGGAAAGUACAAUGGAAAGGAACUGAAUCAUGACUAUCAUGGAAUCAUUAGGUUUUCUAUAUUUUCAGUACUAAACAAUAAAACUGCUGAUAUCCGUUUCUUUAAAAGUAAUAAAUUCUAUAGGAAAAAGAUUCUGUAAUUGAAAAAUGUUACAGUAUACUAGAUACAUCAAUGAUAGUCUAAUUAAAAGGAGUCUUAAAUCCUUUUUUUUUUUCAUGUAGGUCCGAUUAUUGAUCGGAACUCCUUUCCGCAAAGCUGCCUAGAUACCGGAAGGGAACAGGAAGUUGAAAUUUAGGAAAGCAUAGGGAAAUGGAGGUGGAUCGCAAGUAAGUUCCGCACGAACAAGAAAAAAAAAACCAUUCCAUCGAGCACACACCAUGAACUAAAACGGAAAAGCUUUCGAGACCAGCGUCGAAAUGAUACCCAUACGUAGAAGCGUUUGUCCUGAUCUUAGGGCAACAGUUCUAUGAGAAGGCGGAUAAACCAACAUGUGCAAACAGUAAGAUACAUAUCAAACUAUUAGAAGGACUUCAAAAGGCAAAUUAAGCUGAAGUAUUAGGAUAGAAGAACACGUAUGGAAUACGACGGAAUGUCCUCGAUCCUCGACGCUAUCCUACUGAGACGACUGCAUUCCUAUCCCUUGUGAACGUCACGAGUAUGCGUUGAAGAUCGCAUACUCCGUAACCAGAAUACAUGAUCGUUCCUCGAGCUUCCAGCGACUUUCGAACGUCAAGCAUUCCGUCGACCAGGACUGCAUGCAACGUAGAAUUUCAUUUCACAAUCGGUCGAUCGAACGGAAUGUUUCCAUCCCCUUUCGAAGGUGCACAGGGAACAGUGUCCUGCCAGAACCCGUCAAUGUUCUGUCACUCGUCAACCGCAUGGCGCCAGAAGCAUCCACAUUACCAGGACCCCAUAACUCAUCAACAAUCUAUCCAUGGUUCCCGCGGUUUCCGAGGUUCCAGGACUUCGAUUCCCGGAAUAACCGUGUUUCACUCCAGCCAGGAUAACAGGAGCCUAGCAAUCGUCUAUUCGAACCUUGCUCCUUGCUUUCUUCGCGAAGAUAAGAAUUUAAUGCUUUUCUAAGAACACGGUUUAGAAGUUUUCGUCGGAGGAGCUUCGUUGUCUUCUGUGCAUCUUAAUUUCGACUGCGUGUCACAGGCGAUCAUAAAACGAGCCGCGCGUGCUGCCGAAAAAAAAUUCCAGAUAUUCGGAUGGAUUUCCGAUAGCAGACAAUAUAGCUGGCACAAGAUUCAGAGGACGACUCGGCAGUUCAUUCGGAUUCCGAGGAUACGAUCGACCCCGGAAGUAGUCCGUGC
Molecule: messenger RNA, 3398 nt
Organism: Osmia bicornis bicornis
Lineage: Eukaryota; Metazoa; Arthropoda; Insecta; Hymenoptera; Megachilidae
Product: adenylate kinase 8
Exons: 14
Coding region: 20-1522 (500 amino acids)
Biological process (GO): nucleoside triphosphate biosynthetic process
Cellular component (GO): cytoplasm
Molecular function (GO): ATP binding; AMP kinase activity; nucleoside diphosphate kinase activity
Source: RefSeq, a predicted model, not a curated record